UAAAUUCUCUUCCUUUUUAUCUCUUUGAUAGAUCUCAAUUUGCCUUCUCUUUGAUCUUAUCUUUUACGAUUGUGCAGAUCUCAAAUCCCUGAUUUUGUAUUUCUUCAAUCUCUAUUUCCUUCGUUUUCUCAGAUUCUUUUAGGGUUUUUUUUUUUCUCUCCCAAUUUUGUUUGAUUCCUUGUCCAAAGUUUCUUCCUUUCCUUAUGACUUUCUUUUGGUACAUUGAAUCAGAGGUGCAAGGAAGAGAAAAAUGGCUACUUUGACUGAGCCAUCAUCAUCUUUAAGUUUCACAUCUUCUCAUUUCUCUUAUGGUUCUAUUGGGUCUAAUCAUUUCCCAUCAAGCACAGCUUCUAAUCCUGAAGUUGUUAGUCUAAGCAAACUCAGCUCCAAUCUUGAGCAGCUUCUUAAUAAUCCAGAUUUUGAUUACAGUGAUGCAGAGAUCAUUGUUGAUGGUGUUCCGGUUGGUGUUCAUAGAUGUAUUUUAGCUGCAAGAAGUAAGUUUUUCCAAGAAUUGUUCAAGAAGGAGAAGAAAAUUUCGAAAACUGAGAAACCAAAGUACCAGUUAAAAGAGAUGUUGCCUUAUGGAACUGUUGGUCAUGAAGCUUUCUUGUAUUUCUUGAGUUAUAUCUACACUGGGAGAUUAAAGCCAUUUCCUUUGGAAGUUUCGACUUGUGUUGAUCCAGUUUGUGCUCAUGAUUCUUGUCGACCUGCCAUUGAUUUUGUUGUUCAAUUGAUGUAUGCUUCAUCUGUUCUCCAAGUGCCAGAGCUAGUUUCAUCCUUUCAGCGACGGCUUUGUAACUUUGUGGAGAAGACCCUUGUUGAGAAUGUGCUUCCGAUUCUUAUGGUUGCUUUCAAUUGUAAGUUGACUCAGCUUCUUGAUCAGUGUAUCGAGAGAGUGGCAAGGUCAGAUCUUUACAGGUUCUGUAUCGAAAAGGAAGUUCCUUCUGAAGUAGCAGAGAAGAUUAAACAGCUUCGACUUAUGUCCCCGCAAGACGAAGAAACCAGUCCCAAGAUUUCGGAGAAAUUGCUCGAAAGAAUCAGUAAAAUUCUCAAGGCGUUGGAUUCAGAUGAUGUUGAGCUUGUGAAGCUUCUUUUGACUGAGUCAGAUAUCACUUUAGAUCAAGCCAAUGGUCUGCAUUAUUCUGUGGUGUAUAGUGAUCCGAAAGUUGUUGCCGAGAUUCUUGCUCUGGAUAUGGGUGACGUGAAUUUUCGGAACUCCCGGGGUUAUACUGUUCUUCAUUUUGCUGCGAUGCGUAGAGAGCCAUCGAUCAUUAUAUCGCUUAUCGAUAAAGGCGCCAAUGCAUCUGAGUUUACAUCUGACGGACGCAGCGCAGUUAAUAUAUUGAGAAGACUGACAAAUCCAAAGGAUUAUCAUACCAAAACAGCGAAAGGGCGUGAAUCUAGUAAAGCUAGGUUAUGCAUCGAUAUCUUGGAAAGAGAAAUCAGGAAGAACCCCAUGGUUCUGGAUACACCAAUGUGUUCCCUUUCUAUGCCUGAAGAUCUGCAAAUGAGACUGAUGUACCUAGAAAAGAGAGUGGGGCUUGCUCAGUUGUUCUUUCCAACGGAAGCUAAAGUGGCUAUGGACAUUGGUAACGUAGAAGGUACAAGUGAGUUCACGGGUCUGCCACCACCUUCGAAUGGGUUAACCGGAAACUUGAAUCAGGUUGAUUUAAACGAAACGCCUGAUAUGCAAACCAAAAGACUUCUUACUCGUAUGGAGGCUCUAAUGAAAACAGUUGAUACUGGUCGAAGGUUUUUUCCAUAUGGCUCAGCGGUUCUAGAUAGGUACAUGGCUGAGUACAUAGACGAAGACAUCCUGGAUGAUUUACGGUUUGAGAAGGGAUCUACGCAUGAAAGAAGAUUGAAGAGAAUGAGAUAUAGAGAGCUUAAGGAUGAUGUCCAAAAGGCAUAUAGCAAAGACAAAGAGUCUAAGAUUGCGCGGUCUUGUCUUUCUGCUUCAUCUUCUCCUUCUUCUUCUUCCAUAAGAGAUGACCUGAACAACACAACAUGAAAGUGCACCAUAAGUUAAAUGUAAUUAGAUAUCUUUGUUAAAAGGGUUUUCUUUUUGGGUGUUCUUCAGAUUUUAUACAGAUGCUUUAGGUUCAGUUUUAAUAAAGAGAGAUGGAUAGU
Messenger RNA from Arabidopsis arenosa, 2130 nucleotides. The record is from the annotation of a GenBank genome assembly. NCBI's taxonomy places the organism in Eukaryota, Viridiplantae, Streptophyta, Magnoliopsida, Brassicales, Brassicaceae.